UAGCUCCUCUCCCCCUCCCCGCCGCCACCCCGCGCUCGCUGCCCUCCUCUCCUCUCGAACUCGCAAGACCACCGCUCGCGAAGAUGGUGCUCCAGAACGACAUCGAUCUGCUCAACCCGCCGCCGGAGCUCGAGAAGCAGAAGCACAAGAAGAAGCGCCUCGUCCAGUCCCCCAACUCCUUCUUCAUGGAUGUCAAGUGCCAGGGCUGCUUCAACAUUACAACUGUGUUCAGCCACUCCCAGACCGUUGUCGUGUGCUCGGGCUGCCAGACCGUGCUCUGCCAACCUACCGGAGGAAAGGCCAGGCUCACCGAGGGAUGCUCCUUCCGCCGGAAGGCAGACUAGGUUCCAUGUCCGGUUACAGGAGAAUGAAGCCCUACUGAACAAUACUUUCCUGCUAGUACUUUUAUCAGUGAUGUGUACUCCUGAAGUUUUGUUAAUUAUGUCUGCCUGUCUCCACCCUGAACGUUGUAGCAACGCCUUACAUAUCCUACCCUUUGUGCUGCUACUUGUCAAGUUUUCUUCUCCAGUAUAUGUUGCUUGCCCUUCUGUUUAA
This is a messenger RNA of Lolium rigidum, 555 nucleotides long. RefSeq names its product 40S ribosomal protein S27-like. Gene Ontology annotation, biological process: translation; ribosomal small subunit assembly. NCBI's taxonomy places the organism in Eukaryota, Viridiplantae, Streptophyta, Magnoliopsida, Poales, Poaceae. Gene Ontology annotation, cellular component: cytosolic small ribosomal subunit; ribosome. The record is from RefSeq and is a predicted model, not a curated record. The transcript has 4 exons. The coding region runs from base 84 to 344 and encodes 86 amino acids. Gene Ontology annotation, molecular function: RNA binding; structural constituent of ribosome.